This is a messenger RNA of Parnassius apollo (apollo), 630 nucleotides long. The record is from the annotation of a GenBank genome assembly. NCBI's taxonomy places the organism in Eukaryota, Metazoa, Arthropoda, Insecta, Lepidoptera, Papilionidae.
AUGUGCAGUACAGCAGGCUAUGCUCAUAAAUUUGAAAUAUACACAGGUGAAGAAUAUAAGCGGCUUCCAGAUGAACCUGAUUUUGGGCCUGUAGGAAAUGUUCUGAUCAGACUAACCAGAGAGGUCCCAAGAAACAUUAAUCACAUAAUAUACUUUGAUAACUUGUAUACUUCUGUGCCCUUAAUUACCCAUCUUGCAAAACAAGGGAUAUACACUCUGGGCACUGUCCAAUCUAAUAGGCUUGUCAACUGUAAAUUGCCAGACAAAAAGGCCCUAAUGAAAAAAUCUGUUCCUCGGGGGACCUAUGAAGAGCAGAUGACCACUUUUAAAGGCAUUGAUUUGACAGCUAUUUGCUGGAAGGAUAAUAAAGCUGUCACUUUGCUGUCUACAUAUGUUGGAGCAGAACCUGUAACCCAAGUAGACAGGUUUGAUAAAGCAAAAAAAGAGAAAAUCAAGAUUAAUUGCCCUUACAUAAUCAAAGAGUAUAAUGCUCAUAUGGGUGGAGUUGAUCUUAUGGAUAGCUUCAUAGGAAGAUAUCGAAUUUCUAUGAGAAGUCGAAAAUGGUAUCUUCGUAUCUUUUACCACCUACUGGAUAUGACUGUAUUAAAUUCAUGGUUGACAUACAAAUAA